GAUGUUUCUCUUUCAUCGAUGUUUCUAACUCUGUCCUCCCUUCCUCUCUGUAAAAAAUCAAUAAGAUAUAUAUUUUUUAAAAAUAAUCACUUGCUUUUAUUGUGAGUUUACUGUUUUUAUGGAGCAGAGGGCACAUUCUAAAAUAAUAGCAACUUUUAUUCAGAGUUUCCCUUCUUGGGUUACUGUACUAAAUGCUUUAUAGGAGUCGCCUGAAGUUGGCCUCUCCAAUGUCCGGCCAGCACAGUGCCUGGCAGUCCGGAGUCUUUUUCAGUCUUGGUUGUGGAAUUAAUGAAUGAGGCAUACCUGUUUUACAGGUAAAGAAUUUGAGGCACAGGGAUUGUGUAACUUGUCCAAAAUCAGCAUUGAGUUGGUGAUGAAAUUAUAUUCUAACCUGCAGGCCAGCCCCAGAACCUGAGCUCUUAAGCACAAAUUCUAGUGAAAGACAACCCAAAACAUUCAUUACCCUCCACUGCAGACCUGCAUAAGACAGGCUGCUUUGGUUAAAUCUCACACAGUAGGCAGUGUCUGGCCAGGCAUUUGAAGUAAAACAAACAAAAAAUUUUGUUUUGUAAUUUGGUAGACUGUUAAAUUGAUUUUUCACUCAGGAUAAUGGCUACUUUUCAGUGUACCAUUUAUAGCUCUGUUGUGAGGGCAUCAAUAUUGAUUGUCUAGGAUGUGUACUUGGGAUAAGAUACCCCGUGGGUGCUUGGUCAACAUUAUGCAAUGAAGAUGAUUUGAAUCCUUGAAGAGCCAGUCUUUUAGAUCACUCACAAUUACUAACUAGAAGAAUGUAAUGUGUCACAGGUAAAUGGUAUCUGUGGCACUUUAUCCCCAAGGGGUUGUGCUAGUAUAAUAUGUUAGUCAUGGUAAUACCUCUUGGACAAUCCCAGGAAGAAUCAGGAAAUCGGAUAUGUUGCAUUAAUGUUGGCAUGUCAACAGUCUGUCCAAAAUCAAACCCGUACCACCACAAACCUGCUUCUGCUUGGUGACUGGUAUUAACAGCCUCCCAGUCACCGGACUUGGAAGGGCAGAAUCAUCUUCAAUUCUUCCUUCUUUCUCCCAUGAAUAAUUGUCCUUUCUAUCACCAAGAAUUCUUUUUUUUUUAAAUAUAUUUUAUUGAUUUUUUACAGAGAGGAAGGGAGAGAGAUAGAGAGUUAGAAACAUCGAUGAGAGAGAAACAUUGAUCAGCUGCCUCCUGCACAUCUCCCACUGGGGAUAUGCCCGCAACCCAGGUACAUGCCCUUGACCGGAAUCGAACCUGGGACCUUUCAGUCCGCAGGCCGACGCUCUAUCCACUGAGCCAAACCGGUUUUGGCACCAAGAAUUCUUUAAUCCCCAAAACGUGACCUAAUCCCAACACCUAGGCUAUGAUUAGCAUUUAUAUAAACUGGAAUUAAUGCACACUCUUGCCUUUGCAAUCUAUUCUUUACACUCCAGCCAGUCACACUCAAAAAAAUAAAACCUGACAGAGUGUAAACCCAAUUUAAAGAAAAAUCUGAAACUCAAAAACAAAGUUUGAGUUUAACACAAUAUUUUUAAAAAAUCAAUAUGCAAAUAAAAAAAAUCAAUAUGCAUUAUUGUGUAGCACAUCUCAAACUUUAAUAUAUUUACUUAAACUUGAAUAACAUAUUUACUUUAAAUGUCAUUGAAAGCCUAGUUACUAAAAUGUUAGUGUCCUCAAAGACUUUAAGGUAUUUCUACACCCCAGCUGUCAAAUAUAACUGAAAUGUAAUAAUUUAAUAAUAAAGUAGUUCUUUAGUGCUAAAAAAAAACACACACAACUAAAUGCAGUGUGCAUGCACUUGCAUAAGGUAGGACCUAAAAUUAGGGAUCACCAACAGAAAGAAUGUUAUUUAUUCCCUGAUUACCAGUAAAAUGAAUAGGCCAAUGGCCAGGAGGUAGCCCAUGGCUGAUCCCAUCCUGAAAGGACUACAUUGCGUGGGAAACCAGAGAAGUUGGUGAGCAUUUGCUCUAGUGUCCAAGAGCACAUCCUUUACGUUUUCUUGCCAUCCAAAUCCAGUAAAAAAAGGGGGGGGGGGGGGCGGGGGACGAGAAUAAGAGAGGAAGUGAGGAGGAGAGAGAUGGGCAGAUGGACUGGGAUCCCAGGGAAAGAAUUGCCCGCCUGGCCACACCCCGGUUUCCCAGGUAACGCGGUAAACAGAACUUGAGCUCCUUUUCCUUUGUGAACUCCAUAGGUGUAAAGUGGUAGGUAGAAAGUAGCGGGGAGCGAAGAUGUGCUCUUUCGUGAGAGUAGGGUCCUCCAAAGGGUUAGAGCCCCCAAAGAAAUUGGAAACUUCCCUUGGGACCGGUACAGGUUUCCCCUUAGAGAUGAGUGCUGUUGGAGGCACGAGGGUGUCUGAGAGGAAGUCUCCCCCGAGCAUGGGAGUCGGAUUAACCCACAAAGGAAAGGAUGAUGUAGGAGAGAGGAGGGUGUUCAGGGGAACAAUAUCUCCCACGCAGUGUGGGCUCAGGGGAGGAUUAAGAAAAGAUUCCCAGUGGAGGGAGAGCCCCUUGGUUAGUGAUAAAUAUGAGGAGAGAACGGCAUCCUCAGAAACAAAAUCGCCAUUGAAUAAGGGGCUUGAACUUAGAUUAAAAAGACAGGAUAUUUCUAGGACCCCCUUGGAGAGGAGUAAUUUAGGAAUCAACAGGGUCUCAGCCUCACAGGAAACAAGACCUUCCCUGGAUAUGUUGCCGGAAAAUGAGUGUCUUCUGGCAAAGUGUUCUGGAAGGAGAAUACAGCAUCCCUCGGGGAUGGUGUGUGAAAGUCCGCAGGCUCUGGGGAGCAGGAGAGGUCCUGCGGCUGGUGCCCCUGUCGAGUUUGGGCCAUCAGUGGAGAAGCAGCAGGCCCUGGGUGUGGAACCUAGCCAGGAACUGGAAAAAGAGCCCACCUGUGUGGUGAUGAAGCCCAGUGGAGAGAUGACGUCUCCCGUGGAGGUGGACAUUGGGCUGCCCCAACCAGAGGAGCCAGAUGCCAUGAAGAAUACAGAGCCCCUAAUGGGCUUGGUGAUUGAACCUUCUGAGUGCCAGUUCGCCCAACAACCUGAAGAGAAAAGAGAGGCUGAAAACUUUGAACCAGGAGUAGAACCUCCAGAUCGCAUCAGACCCAUCUACUCUGGGAAAUUUUUUGAUCGAAUGCCGUGCUAUCCAAGUGCAGGGAAAGUUAUUCCGAUUGGAUACAGAGUUGCAACCUGCUUGACUGAAAAACUUCCAAGGCCAAUUACUCCACCUGAGACAAAAAAAUUUUUCAACUUCAGAUAUCCACCUGCUGGAGCCGAAAGAGUAUUUUAUGGCAGAGCAAAUGAUCCUCAAAUUGCACCGUAUUUGACACAUGGAAUAAGAUCUCAAGUUUCACUACCGGCAGAUGUAUUGAUAAACCCACAGCCUAUUACAACAUUUCAACAGAAAAUUAAAGAUAAAAAGGAAUCAAUAUAUUUUAGUAAUCAACGAGCACCAUUAGGAAAAUCUCAUGAUCAAUCACCAGGAUUACCUAAAGGCCUGGAUGUACUCAAUACGACAUUUGGAACAACAGUCAUCAGAGAUAUAUCUGCUCGAGAUGUGGUGAAUCCACCGAAACCCUAUCAUGAAGUAUUUAAAGAAGGGGAGGAAGGGCAUGACCUAUAUGUUGUUUCUCACAAUGAUUAUUAUGUGGGAGAAGCAAAGAACCGAAAGUAUAACCCAUCAACUUUCCAUAGGUUUAACCUGUACGGGGCCCCAACACCACAUUUUAAUGAUGGACGAACCAUGGCAAAAAGUUUAUAUUGGCUCCAUGAAUUACAAAUGAAAAGAGGAGCUAAGGUUGUAUCCAAGAGAAUUGAUGAUUUCAAAGAAAAGUUUCAACAUAAACUUGGAAGAGUCUUUGAUCCCAUUGCAGAAACAAUGAAUGUUCAUCCGGACCACACAUUUGGAGCUUGUCUCCGUCCUGACGACUAUGGCUCUGAUGAUCUCAUCUAUAAUAGACUCCCGAGUGAAUAUCUUCGAGGCAAGGAUAGGGAGCGAGCCAUGGUUGCAGCAGUUCGUCAUCACUUGAAGAACGUUAACUGCGAAAGGUUUGACUCUUUGCUGACAGCCUUCAGGCACUAUGACAAGAAGGCAGAUGGGGUGAUAGAUAAAGAUGAGCUUCUGGAAGCUUGUGAGCAGGCCAACUUGCACUUGGAUGAGAAGCUCCUGGACCAGCUAUUUGACUACUGUGAUGUGGAUAAUGAUGGGCUGAUUAGCUACCUGGAAUUUGCAAAUUAUCUUACCUGGAAAGAUAAAAUGCCUCUGAAAGAGUAUGAAGAGAGGGUUGUCAUUAAAGGUAAAAAACCAGAUUGUGCAAACCCUGCUGAGGCUAAUACUGAAGAAUCCGAACCAACCCUCCUGAUACAGCCUCAAGAUAUUGUCUUAAAUGAGAACUCAGAAAAGACUCUCCGGACACUUCUGAGGCCAAGCGAUAAAGUUUCCAGCCACUAUAAGACCACUUCUUCUGAUAUCAAUGCGGUUGUAGGAGCUGUCCCUACCAUCUGUUAUCCCAUCUAUGGUGUUCCAACCAUUCGAUCUGAUAUCCCUGCCCCCCGAAUUCGCCGCAUCAGCGAUAGAACGAAUUAUGGUGAAGAGGGAAAUGCCUAUUCGUUGCUAUAUCCUUCCAUCUUUGGCCAGAAAGGAGUGUUUGAAAGAGACUUCUUCCAAACCAGAUCCAAAAAAGAGAUUGCAGGGAUAUUAUGUAAGAUUGGUGUCAAGCUUUCUGAUGAAGAAUUUGAAAAUGUAUGGAAUCUUGCAUCAAAAAAACAUCACAGAGGAGAAGUCUGUAUUGAGACCAUUAGAAAUGUUCUAGAUGAGCUACUACAUGCAGAACGGGUUAAGUGUAAAACAACCAUGUGAUAUUUUGGGAGUUCAUUCAUUUAAAUAAAGGAAUUGUCAAAUCUGUGUUCAGUAUAUUCUGGUUUUAGCUAUUGUAUGAUAAUUCAGUAAUCACUGUGUUAGGACUCAUAUGCCUGUAUG
Molecule: messenger RNA, 4977 nt
Organism: Myotis daubentonii (Daubenton's bat)
Lineage: Eukaryota; Metazoa; Chordata; Mammalia; Chiroptera; Vespertilionidae
Gene: EFHB
Product: EF-hand domain family member B
Molecular function (GO): calcium ion binding
Source: RefSeq, a predicted model, not a curated record